This is a messenger RNA of Drosophila mojavensis, 5908 nucleotides long. RefSeq lists its product as uncharacterized. Lineage: Eukaryota; Metazoa; Arthropoda; Insecta; Diptera; Drosophilidae. The record is from RefSeq and is a predicted model, not a curated record. Bases 1257 to 5603 code for a protein of 1448 amino acids. The transcript has 7 exons.
UUGCGCAGUUUGCGUGCGGUUUUCGGAGCUAAAGGACGCAGCAGCGGCAACGCCAACGGAUAAGCCAAGCGCCAACGAAUCAUACUAGCAAAAAAAAAAAAAAUAAAAAAAAAAAAAACAGAAAAAGAAAAUCAACAACAACAACAGCCUGCUAAGCAAAACUAUUGUGAACUGAGUGUGUGAUUGUGAUUGGCACGCAAAGGCUGCGCAAGGACCCUUGGAUUACCUUGCGGGGCCCAAAACGAAAAUAGAAGAGGCAGUCGACGAAGAAGAAGAAGAGGGCGAAUAGCAUCACCAGCAGCAGAGCAGCAGCAACAUCUUUUGCCGAACUCAUUCGAGGCGCGCAGCAAAGGCGAGAACAGAGAAAAUAAAAUAAAAUAAAAUAAAAAAUAGCAAAAAAAAAAGAGAGACGAAAGCAAAGCAAAAGCAAAUAAAAAUAGGAAAAAAAGGAGAAAGGAAAACACGAAGCAGCAGGCGAAACGCGCCGCGUUAAGUGCUAAAAGCAGCAGACCAUUUUUUAUUUUAUGCCUUUAUUUCCUUCUAUACACACACACACACACACAGAUAUAUGUAUAUAUAAAUAUAUAUGCACAUAUAUAUAUAUAUUUUAUUUGUAUCUUGAAAUUUGUGUGCCAACAAAGAGAACGACGCCCGCCGGCAACAGCAGCAACAGCAGCAACAGCAGCAACAGCAGCAACCGCAGCAGCAGCAGCAACAGCAGCAGUUGUAGCCGGGUCCAAAGAAAAGCCGCGGCGCUGUAGCCGCAGAAAAUGGCCGCAGCAGCAAUAGUAGCAGCAACAAUAACAACAACAACAACAACAACAACAGCAGCAGCAGCAAUAAGUGCCACAGCAACCACUCAAGCAAGAGCAACUGCAACAGCAUAUUGAGCGAAUGAAUGAAAGCGGCGACAGCUGCGACGGCUGCGCGGACUGCUGAAGAUGUUGAUGAAGAUGAAGACGAAGAUGCCGAGCAGCCUGAAGUGCAACACGACAAUGCCAAGUGCCAACAGCAACAGCAACAGCAACAGCAGCAGCAACAGUAAAGGAGAAAAUUAAGUGCCAAAGGCAACAGCAACAGCAACAGCAACAGCAGCAACAGUUGCAGCAAAAUCAAAACUAAAUUUACAUAAGAAAACAAGAAAGCACGAGCCAAGCACAAAGCAUAAUCAAAAUAACAGCAACAGCAGCAGCAGCAGCAGCAAAGCCAACAACAGCAACAGCAACAGCAGCAGCAACAGGAGCAGCAACCGCAACAUGGCAGUUGCUGCACGUAGCUGUAAUGGGCGUGGCCAGGCAGCCAUCGCCCUGUGGUUAAUAUUGCUGCUGGUCGGCGACAGCGGCAAUGGCCAGGCGCAAGCAGCAACAGUUGCCGCCACAGCAAGUGCAACAGCCACACAGCGUUUGAAGUUUGGUGUUGCGGGCGACACGCCCACACUGACAGCGACUACAAAGCAUGAGCAACAGCAGCGUCAGCACAGCAGCAACACCACAGCAACAACAGCAGCAGCAGCAACAGCAGCAACAGCAACAGCAGCAACAGUUGCUAAUGCAAGUAGCCAGUCAAUAACCACCGCAGCGCCAACAACAACAACAACAACUGACCAGCUGACACACUCGGUGGAUGCGGUGGUGCGGCUGCUGGACUUGGAAGUGACAGCAGCACCACCGAUUGGCAGUGGACACGAUGGACUCAAGCUGACCAAGAAGAAGCAGCUGCAGCAGCAACACUUUGCCACAGCAGCAACAACCACCAACAAAAUGGAAAUAGAUACAACUAGCGCGACCAGCACCACCAGCACUACCAGCACCACCAGCACCACCAGCACCACUCCAGAUAGCAGCACAGAGCCCGAGCUGUUGCCCGUGCCGAAUGGCUAUUUGGGACCCAUUUUUAUGGGCGAGAAAACGUUUAGUGUGGCUCAUCCACUGAAGAAACCACUGGCGCCCGACCACCAGGAGGUGGCACAGCGACCACCGCAUGACGACACCAUCGAGCAGCAGCUGCGGGAGGGACGCAUCGUGGAGAUUUUAGCGCCCACAGCUCUGCUCGAAUCGAACAUUGAGAGCAGCUCGCAGCGACCGGCAACCACCACCAGCAGCACCACCACCAGCAGCAGCACCACCCUGCCGGCUGCACCACACACGCAGUCAGUACUGUCAACAACCGUCUUUCAGGUGCCGGAGCCGCAGAGCAGCACCACCCGUCUGCCCAUGGCAGCGGCUGAGAUAACGGUGUCCGGGUCAGCGGUGCUAGCGGCACCACCGCGCACCGAAUCCAAAAUAUCGGACAUACAAAUCGAGGUCUACGACUCGACCGUCGACUCGAUAGUGGCCUCCACGAAUUUCCGCGACACGCAGGGCUACUACCCGAAGCCGAUGGAGCCAGCGGUGGGCACCACCAAGCCACCCAGCUCGCCCAUGGCCCAGGAGCGCUUCACCCAAUACGUAAUCGAUCGCGCCGAUGUCUCCACCCAGCCGGCCGCCGGCAUGGGCCAGGCUGUCCCGGGCGGCGGCGUGGGCAAACCCGAGCCAGCUGCCAUCGAGAUCCACAUCAAUGUGUCGGAGGCCUUUGGCAACGAGAGCGAGGAUCUGGAGUUCUCCUAUCGCCAGCCGGCGGUCGGCGAUGCGAAGGCCAGCAAGCCCAACGAUGAGAUACUCGUCGUGGAGAUCAUCGACAACAGCACCGAGAACAUAUCCAGCGCCAGCGCGGAGCACUUGAAUCUCAGUUCGAUGUUCAGCUAUCCGUACCACUCGGACGCACCACCGCCGGCUGUGCGUCCGCCGCAGGAUGCUGCCGACGAGCUGUUCAUGGCCGAUACGAAGGGCGGCGAUCGGGCUGGCCUGCCGAGGCCACCGCCACCGCCGCCGCCGCCGCCGCUGCCACGCAAGCCGAGCAUCGAUCGGGACUCGGACACCAUCUUCUAUAUAUCGAAUACGGAGGUCAAGGUGGGCGAGUCCCUGCCCACGGCCAGCUCCAGCAGCGAGCAGCAGCAGCGUAAGCUACAGUUCGAGAAUCAGUUCUUUCCGGCCAGCUACAGGCAGGAUCCGUCGCAGUCGCAGUCGCAGUCGCAGUCGCAGUCGCAGCGCAGCUCAGCAGUCACAGCCCGCUAUGAGGAGGACAUUAUACUCUCGCCGCAGCAUCACACGGCCGACGCGCUAAAGAUUCUGCGCAGUCCCAGCUCCAGCUCGGAUGGCGCACCGCCGCUGGACGUGACCUAUGUGGGUGAGUCGGUGAUUGAGGUGGAGCAGCAGUCGGUGCCGCCACAGGUUGCCGCCAGCUCCCAGCAACCGGACAUAAUCAUACAGCCAGCGGUGUUGCCCGACCUGGCGAUCGGAGUGCCCGUUAUUGGGGAGCUGCCGCCGCAGAUCGAGCUCAAGGAGAUCGACUAUAUGCCGGGCGAGCUGAUCGGCCAGGGGCGCAGCAUCUAUGAGAACGACAUCGAGAGCAACGGGCUGGGUCUGUCCAGCGAUCCGGAUGUCAUUGAGAGCUCCAUUCAGUAUGGCGGCGAUCUGAUCGAUGACGGUGCUGGCGGCGGCUUCGACGGCGUCGAGGGCUCCUAUCCCUUCGAGAGUCCCACGCAUCGGCUGCAGCAGCAGGACGCAGAGCAGGCGCAGCACGCACUCAGCCAUCAGUCGAUCAAUCAUGGCUUCAGUCACUUGCAUCGCGAGGAGCUGCCCAUGGCGGAGCUGCUCAAUGCCACGCUCCAGUUGCACAAUGAGAGCGUCAAGGGCACAAAGUCGGGCGCGGCCUCUGCCAUGGCGCCGCUGCUGCAUGGCGAGCGCAUGGGCAAUGCCACAGCCCUCUCCGAGGAUCCGCUGGCCAACUACGAUGGCUUCCUGAAUCUCUUUGCCGUUUCGAUGGGUCUCAUCAUAGUCGUGCUGCCCGCCGGACUGCUGACCUCCAUGUAUUGCGCCGUGCGUUAUUUGCUGAACAAGAAUGCGAAUUCAAGUGCCGCUGGCGAUGACAGCGAGCAGGGCCACGGCCAGGACUCUAAGCAUGAGUCGUCGUCGUCGUCGUCGUCCUCGUCGGUCGCCUCCUUCUCGCCGCCGACAUCGCAGCCGAGCAGUCAACAGGCAGCUGCCGCAAAUGCGAUGCCAAAUCGAAACUCGAGUCCGGAACUGAAUCUCAAUCCGAAUGCAUCGCUCAUUCGUUCCAUGUCGCUGGCGCUGGCCAGCGGGGUGCAGUGCAUUGAGUUUCAAUUCGAGACGAGCCCCGAUAUUCUGACGCCCCCAGCUACGGGCGCUGCCACGCCCACAAUCUCUGGCGCCGCCUUCACGUUCAGCGGUUCCGUCACAAAGAUGACGCUCAAAGAUAAUCAUCUAAUUGUUGUCACCGAAGAGCGACAUGACAUUUCGCGCAACGCCCGCGAGACGAAGAUGCACACGGACAAGGACGGCGUCUUUGUGGUGGAGGUGGCACGCGGCAUUGACUCGAAACAGCCGCCGGAUAGCCCCGCCGCUGGCGUAGACAUCACGGAGCUGCCCUUCGAUACUAGCAACAAGCUGUCGACGCUGGAGGAGCGCAGCCUGCCGCCCAGCCACGAACAAGUCCAGAUCCAUGCACCACCCAGCGAUUUUGCCAAUCAGCCAGCUGCAGUCGGCGUGGGCGCAGCUGUGGGCCUGCAGCUCAUCGAGGAGGAGCAGCUGCUGCCGGAUGAGGAGCAUGACACUGACCGCCAGCAGCCCAUACAGUCCCAAACGGGCCUCUCCCAGUCUGACUUGAGCUCCACCUCCUCGAGCGACUCGAACAAGCGCUACUCCUAUGGCAACCAGGAGCUCUAUGUCAUCGAGCAGCCUGGCUAUGCCAAUGACUCGCCCAUGGUGCUUAUGUCUCAGCUGGAAAUUGGAGCUGCCAAUGUGCCAGAGCGAAUGCCGGAGCAGCAGGAGCCACAGGAGCAGCAGGAACAGCAGGAACAGCAGGAGCAACAGGAGAAGAAGGAGCAGCAGGUGCAGCAGGAGCAACAGGAUCAACAGCAGCAGCAGGAACAGCAGAAGCAGCAGGAGCAGCAGGAACAGCAGCAGCAGCAGGAGGAACAGGAGCAGCCGGUGCCAGCACCAGCUGCCUUUGGAAAUGAGAACGAAACAGAGGCUGGGCAGAUAACUGUGAAUGUGGAAGAUGCUAAGGAGCAGCAGGCAAAGGAGGAACCAGAGAACAAUUAUGACAGCUUGAUGAGCCUGCCGGCGCCGCCCUCAACCGAGGAGAUUAAGGAGCUCAACGAUUUUACGCUGAUGGAAUCGAAUCAAUUGGAUUCAUUGCCGCCACCACCGCCACCGCUCAGCGAGCCAGCCAUUGGAAAUGGACACCAGCACAACGAGGACGCGGAGGAGGAGGAAGAAGAGCAAGAGGAGCAGAAACAGAAGGAGCUAAAGGAGCAGGAGCCGAAACAGCAGCUGAAGCUAGCCAAUGGCAAAAUUUGCGCACCACCAAACACCGCUGAACACACCAAUGGAACUGGCACCGGGCAGGAGCAACCAUCGACUCUGACGCCGCCGGCCUCGCCCCCCGCCUCGCCCAGCGGUGCGACAUUGUGCGCUGGGAGCCUCGCGAACGGCAUACAUGCGGUGCCGCAGCCCAUGGCCGUCGAUGUGAAUGGCAGUUAAGAAGAAGACGAAGAAGAAACAGCAUUAUGAAGAAGAAGAAGCAGAAACUGCAAGCAGUGAAAGAAGGUAUGCUAUGCAAGAGUACUCAAUAUAUACUAAUCUCUAAGCUAUUUAGAAACUCGAUCAACGUGGGUGUUGUUAUAUUUUUUUUUUUGCAAGAGGUGGGUGAGUGUUCCCACCCAUACACAAACACACAUGUGUGUUCGUGUGUGUCGAAUGGUUAGGCUAGACUAAGCGUUAGGCAUCAUAAAAUAAUCAAAAAAAAAAAGAAAAAAAAAAUUAUUAAAAUAAAAAUAAUGCUAAAA